This is a messenger RNA of Pleuronectes platessa (European plaice), 10534 nucleotides long. It is a transcript of the gene nbeal2, whose product is annotated as neurobeachin-like 2. Gene Ontology annotation, molecular function: protein kinase binding. NCBI's taxonomy places the organism in Eukaryota, Metazoa, Chordata, Actinopteri, Pleuronectiformes, Pleuronectidae. Gene Ontology annotation, cellular component: cytosol; membrane. The coding region runs from base 379 to 8850 and encodes 2823 amino acids. The record is from RefSeq and is a predicted model, not a curated record. Gene Ontology annotation, biological process: intracellular protein localization. The transcript has 56 exons.
AUAGGAGUCACACAGCAGCAGCAGUGGCAGCAGCUCUCCCUGAAGGCGGACAUGGGUGUUCCUCCUCCUCCAAACACGCACGACUUCCACGCGUUUUUGUUCCUGGUCUCACAGUCUCGACUUGGAUCGACAGCCGCGGUCAUGUUCGGUCGUUUCACGCCGCUCUGAGGGGAAGUUUGCGCUGCGUCGACACACGGGGAGCACUUUUCUUGUCGCGCGGAUCGGCGCUUGGCUGAAUUUGGGCAGGAAUGGUUUCGAGGAGCGCGCCGCGUCCUGCUCCUGCGUGCAGGAAGGAAGAAGUUCACACAGCCGCGGCUCCUUCGGUGCUUUACACUUUGACUGGCUUUUAAUAGAAGAGAGAGAACCGAAGGGAGACCGAUGAGCAACCACAAGGGCGGCGGGAUGGACUCGAAAGAGAGGCUGCACGAGCUGUGGAUGUUGUACAACACGAAGAAAGACGUGGGCCACCUGCAGCAGUGGCUCGAGGCUUUUGUGGCGUCCUUCGAGAGGCUCAUCGAUGUGCAUUCACUGGAGCCUCGGAGGCCGGAGGAGUGCAGCUCUGAGGUGCCCCUGCUCCCCCGGGAGGUCCUGGUGUUCCUCAGCACCCAGCUUUGGCACAGCUUCCUGCACCUCUCCAGCGCCACCGAGCAAAACAGCAGCGCCCCGCACCCACUGCUCCUCAUCAAGUUCUUCAUCAUUGUCUGCAGGAAUAUGGAGAACAUCGACCAAGAGAAGACCCCCGGCUUUGUUUUUGAAUCUAUCAGGCUUUUAAAUUUCUGCUUGGACCAGCUAAAACAUGGACUAGGCGAGCAGUCCUCUCUGCAGCUGGUUGUGGAGCAUGGACUGGUGCUUUGUGAGAGUCUGUUUGACCCUUAUCAGACGUGGAGGAGACGCCUAGCAGGGGAGGAGGUGAGCUUGCUGGAGAGGAACAAAUAUAAGUUCUCCCCGCUGGCCUUGCCAGAGGAGCUGCCUGCUCUCUUCCAUGAAAGUCUACAGGAAAGCGAGCAGAUCCCAGAGAUUCUCUUGCUCAAACUGGUCCAUCUCCAGGGAGCGGUCAUCAGCGGAGGAAAGAAGAAUGGCCUUCUCUCCAUCACCCCUCACUCAGUUGAGGACCUGCUCUCCGUUUUGCGUGCAUGGUGCUGCCGGGCCUCCUCUGAACCCAAGGACACGGGGCUCCCACGCAUGACCUUGCAGUGCCUGACAGCGAUGAUCCACCUCCUGCAUUCCAGCAGCCCUGCAGAGCGGCAGGUGGAGAUCAGGACGAUACUGGAGGGCUACUUCCAGCUCCUCAACUGGAACCGUCCACUGAGCAGCGAGCAGCAGGACCGACAGAGCUGGGAAGACAGUCAGCUCUCGCUCCAGAGCCAAAUGCUAACUGCUGUUCCGGAGAUCCUGGAGUGCCCUGACAGACCAGUCCUGCAGGCUGUCUUCCUGAACAACAACUGCUUCGAACACAUCCUCAGGCUAAUUCAAAACAGCAAGCUCUUUCAGAGCAACAGCCGCAGGCCGGAGCCUGACGGUGUGUGCGACCUCGCCACACAGUUGCUCACAGAGGUCGAAGUGGACCAGGUUUGGGAGAAAGGAUCGGACAGUAUUACGGUUCAUGCCUUAGGAGUCCUCACUUCUAUCAUGAGUAACUCGCCCUCUGCAAAGGAGGUUUUUAAGGAGAGGAUUGGUUACUCCCAGCUGUUUGAUGUGCUGAAGAGUCAAGGUCAACCCACCAAAAGGCUGCUGCAGGAGCUGAUGAACAUGGCAGUGGAGGGCGAGCAUAUGCACGCUCAUCACCUCGGCAUUAGUAACGACCAGCCCUUGCUGCUGCUCCUGCAGUGGCUACCUGACCUGUCGGGUCAGAGGGACCUUCAGCUGCUGGUGGCGCAGUGGCUGGCCACCGUCUGCCGCGGCUCCUUUGCCUGCCGCACCGUGGCGGUGGAGGCAGGCAUGGUGGGGGCUCUGCUGCAGGUGCUCUCCCAGCCACAGAGUCUGGACAGGCAGUGUGCCGACGCUCUCCUGGGUCUCCUGCAGGACUUGGGCUCCCUGUGUCUAAAACCAGAGGAGCUGAAGAGUCUCCUCAGACUGCUCAGGUUGGAUCAGGACAGUGGCGCAGCACUGGGGAGGGUGCACCCCUACUGCACCCGCGUCAUCCGAGUGCUCUCGGCCAUGGCAGCCAGAGAAGGCCAGGACAGUGCCUUGCAGUACUUUGAUCUGACGCCCCCCAUGGCAGGCAUCAUGGUGCCCACAGUCCAACGCUGGCCAGGCAGCGGGUUUGCCUUUCACGCUUGGCUCUGCCUAAACAAGGAGUUCCCCUUCUCUCAAUCAGAGUUCCCCAACAACAACAGACCUCGGGCCAACUCUCGCAGUGGGGAUGUGGUUAAAGGGCCUCGCAGGAAGCAGCUCUACAGUUUCUUCACAGCGAGUGGGACUGGACUGGAGGCCUUCUUCACCAUGGAGGGUGUUCUGGUUGUGGCUGUUUGCACUAAGAAAGACUACAUGGCUGUCGCUCUGCAAGAGCACCCACUAAAUGACUCACGCUGGCACUCAGUGGCUAUAGUCCACCUCCCGGGCCGUCGUCCAUUCGGUCAAAACCUGGUGACCAUCUACAUCGAUGGAGAGCAAUGCAAAAACUCUCAGCUUCGUUUUCCAUCUCUCAGUGAGCCUUUCACCUCCUGCUGCAUCGGCUCUGCAGGCCACCGGACCACUACCACCACCACCUCCCCCAACCUGGCCACGAACCCAACCACCCCCCCAUCACCCGAGUUUGCUUUCCCUGUCCACGGCCCCUCCCUAAUCCGUUCCCAGUCUUUCCCGGCCUCCUUUGCUGGGGGCCACUGGGGCUCUACGUGCGACAACGCUGCGCACACCAUCCCCGCAGGACUGCAGGACACCGAGUGGGGGACACCCUCGUCUCUGGACGGUCUCCUGGGCACCGCCUUCAUCUGCCACGAGGCUCUGCAGCUGACCCAGACUCGAGCUCUUUACGCUGCAGGCCCCAAUCACGUGUCCUUAUUCAAAGCAGAUGGAGAAUUAUCUGAUCUCAACAGCAAACUUCUGCUCUACUACACUCCACAGGCCUUUAAGAGCCAGAUAUGUCUGGACCUGUCUCCCAAUCACCAGUAUGAUGGCAGGCUGACGGGACACAGGGUCGUCAACUGGGACAUCAAGGAUGUCGUCAAUGUGAUGGGAGGCGUAGGUGUUCUGUUGCCGCUGAUCGAGCAGGUGUGCGAGGCCGAGCAGUUUUACAACAGUGGUCAGGAGAUCUCAGACCUGCUCGGACCGGAGCUCACCUCCUCCAGAGGCCCCGCUGCCAUGCUGCUGCCGCUGAACAUGUCCGCAGAGGGCCGACUAGAGACAAACAGCAUUGCUGCUUUCCUGCUGAUGGUGAAGAACCUGAUUCGUCAUCACCCUGUAAAUCAAGAGAGCCUGUUGCUCUGCCACGGGCCGAGCGUCAUAGGAGCCAUGCUCAGCAAAGUUCCCGGCAGUUUGAUCGACAUGAACGUGUUGAUGGCCUGUCAGCUGCUGCUGGAGCAGGUUUUCAAAGACGGCAACAGUCCACUACUGCAGCAGCUCUACCAGCACCUGCUCUUUGAUUUCCGCAUCUGGACCAAAAGCCAUUUUGCUGUUUGUCUGGCCCAUGUGCAGUACCUCUCAUCUGUGAUAAACAAAGGCAAGCAGCGCAUGAAGAGGAAGUAUGGAGUGCAGUACAUCCUGGAUACCAUCCGGACGUUCUACAGUGUGGAGAAAGAUGGCAGCUCUCUGUCCGAUGAGAAGCAAACGAUCCAGACCUCCCUGUUCUCCUUGCUGAAGGACUUCCUCAAGUCUCCGACACCAGAGGAGCUCCACAGCGUCCUCGCCUACAUUCUGACUGUAGGAGAGGAGAAGCAGGUCGUGAUGGCUCUGGAUUUGCUGUAUGGGCUGUUGAGGAGCAGCCCUCCGCGGGAGCAGGUGCAGGCCGUGCUGCUGGAGUGGGGCGUGGAGCAGCUGUACUGCCUCCUGCUCACUCCCAGCUUCGGAGACGAGGCCAGAGAGAGGGUGUUCAGGGUUCUAUACAAAAUCCUCAAGAGCGAGCGGGUGUCCGAGCGGAACAAGCAGCGCAUCAAGCUGAAGGAUUUCGGCUACCUCGGCCUGGUGUGUGUCCUCGAAGAUGUUCCCGUCAGCAUGAUCACUGUGCGCUGUCUGUACGAGCAGGUUCUCGCUACAGAUCCCAGCCCUAACUUCAGGGACCUCCUGGCUGUGGUCUGUCUGUCCCACCGAGCCGAGCUCAACGUGCGUCUGGACGUCUGUCGCAAGCUCUUUCACCUGAUCUACUCCAACGAGGAUUAUGUGAAGCAGCUCGCGAAGCAGCCCGGCUGGCAGGACGUUCUCACCAAACUCUAUGUGAAAGAGUGCUACGAGGUCCACACUGACAUCAUUGGAGACCCGGGCACAGACGGCUCCUUUGAACCGAAUCACCGGCCAAAGCUGCAGCGAGAGCAGUCUCUGGUCAUAGAGGACACCCGCAGCGACAUGUUCCUCAGCUACCCCUCGCAGGACAUGGAGGACGAGGAGGAGGAAGACGACGGUGGCCAGCGGGACAUUUCCGAGGGAUCCGAUUUAUCCCAGUCGCCUCCGAGUGGAGGUGGAGGCCCCCGUAAAAAGUUAAGCUCCCACCACUUCAAGUCGUUUGAUUCAGCCGACCAGGGCAGCCAGUCAUCCUCCAUCUUCAAUGCAGUGGAUAUCACCUCGUCUUGCCCCAAUGAAGAGGGGAGGGAGUACCAGCCGCUCUCGCCCUUUGGUACAUCACCUUUGGAUUUGGACCUCGGGGGACUGGGAGACAUGGGAGCACACACUCCUGCAGGGAGUCUGAAUAACACACCGUCUCCUCUAGAGCACUGCAAACCGUUUCCUCCACUCAGACCCAGGAAGAGCUCCAGUCUGUCCAAUGUGCUGGAUGAAACGAGCUAUGGGACGGACCCUCCCACUGGAGACACAAUCUCCAACACGUCCAACCCCCAGGUACACCUCGGCGGAAUCCUUUCAAAUAUGCAGACCCCUGAAGAGGAGCUGUGCAACAUCCUCACCAACAUCGUCUUCAACGUCCUGUGGAGCGGCAGCGGGGCAGAGGGGGCGGGGGACGUGGUGUGGAGGGAGAGGGGACAGGUCUUUUCUGUUCUCACCAAACUGGGCUCAUCCUGCCAACUGGUCCGCCCUCCCGAUGACAUCAAACGCAGUUUGUUGGAGAUGAUGCUGGAGUCGUCUCUGUCGGACCUGAGAGACGCCCAGGGAGUGUCCCUGCCUUUCUGUCCAAGUCUGGUCCGACUACUCAGGCUGCUGCAGGACUUCCUGUUUGCUGAGGGUACAGACAACCGUGCACUGUGGAGUGAAAAGAUAUUUGAAGGGGUGGUGAACCUGCUGGACAAGUUACAGGCCUGGCAUAGCACCCCUGGCAGCCCCGGCCACGCCGAGCUGAAGGAGAUGGCCCAAAUCGGCCUGCGCAUCAUCACCGGAUACAUUCAGCAGCAGCACUCACAGGUGUGUGUGAUGGCCUGUGUGAAGCUCCACAGCCUCCUGCAGACUGUGCUGUGCCUGAGCUGGGAGGAGGUGUGCUUCCUGCUGGGACAGCUGGGCGCCCCGCUGUGGCCAGGAGGUGUAAUGGACGGCAGCAACUGCGCACACCCGGAGACCUUCUCCCAGCUGGUGCCCGUGGUGCGAACCCUGCUCGAUCAGCACGCUGACCCCGUCACCCUCCAGAAGCUGCUGCCCAACCUGCCCAUCACCAACGGCAGCCCCACGUUCGCCCAGGACCUGAAGGUUUACUGUCACACGGUGGAGUGGCAGGGCUUUUACCAGCAGGAGGUUCAACCCACCAUGGAGCAGUAUGAGCUGGACACAUUCGGCCGUUGCCACGACAUCAUGUCUAACUUCUGGAACUCGUGCUUCGACGACCUGAUGAGCACGGUCUUCAAACGGGACAAAGACAGAUCUGACAGCAAAUCAAAGUUUCAGGAAGUGAUCGUGGACCCUCAAGAGAAGCGAGUCAGAAUUGAGAAAAACAGGUACUCCAGUUCGCAGAAGCUUAUCUCCAGCCAGCAGGGGGUGGUGUUGCAGCACUGGAGAGCUCUCCGCAGGCUGUUGACCAGUGAGAGAGGAGCAUGGGCCCACAGAGUUCCACCGGAGGUGAAGUGGAAACUGUCCAACGCAGAGACAUAUUCGAAGAUGCGCCUCAAACUUGUUCCCAACUACAACUAUGAUCCUCACAUCGAGGCCAGUGCCCUGAGGGACAACAUGGGAGCUGACAGCCCUCGCAGCUCUGAACCUCUCCCAUUGGCUGUUGCCAAGGAAGCAAAAGUGAGCGACAUGGAGGAUGAUCAGUUAGGAGAAGAGGACCUCGUCUUUUUGGACGAUAAGGUGGAGGGAGAAGACGAGAGCCAGAAAGAGAAACUGGUUCUGUCUGAGGACUGUGAGCUCAUCACCAUCGUGGCGGUCGUUCCCGGUCGUCUGGAGGUUACCACGCACCAUCUCUACUUCUAUGAUGGCAACAGUGAGAAAGAAGAGACGGAAGAGGGAAUCGGGUUUGAUUUCAAGAGGCCUCUGUCUCAGCUCAGAGAAGUUCAUCUGAGGCGCUACAACCUGCGACGCUCUGCGCUGGAGCUGUUCUUCAUAGAUCAGUCUCACUACUUCCUCAACUUCAAAAAGAAGGUACGAAACAAAGUAUAUUCCAGGAUCCUGGGGCUGCGGCCUCCCAACCUGUUUUACUUUGGCUCCCGCUCCCCUCAAGAGCUCCUGAAGGCAUCUGGGCUCACACAGAAAUGGGUGUGCAGGGAAAUCUCCAACUUUGAGUAUUUGAUGCAGCUGAACACCAUCGCUGGACGCACUUACAACGACCUGUCGCAGUAUCCUGUGUUCCCCUGGAUUCUGUGUGACUACACCUCGCCUAUUCUGGAUCUGGAGAACCCGGCCGUUUUCAGAGAUCUGUCAAAACCCAUCGGUGUGGUCAACGCACGCCACGCACAGAAUGUCAGAGAGAAGUAUGAGAGCUUCGAGGACCCCACGGGCACCACGGAUAAAUUCCACUAUGGCACACACUACUCAAAUGCAGCAGGGGUCAUGCACUACAUGAUCCGCAUGGAGCCGUUCACCACCCUGCAUAUCCAGCUGCAGAGUGGCAGGUUUGACUGUGCUGACCGACAGUUUCACGCAGUGCCAGCCGCCUGGCAAGCUCGCAUGGAGAGUCCCGCUGACGUCAAGGAGCUCAUCCCUGAGUUCUUCUACUUCCCAGAAUUCCUGCAGAACAUCAACGGAUUCGACCUGGGACAUCUGCAGAUAUCUCAGGACCCUGUGGCGGAUGUGCUGCUGCCUCGCUGGGCCUCGUCGAAAGAGGACUUCAUCAAGCAACACAGGAAAGCUCUGGAAUGUGAGCACGUGUCCAAUCACCUUCACGAGUGGAUUGACCUGAUCUUUGGUUACAAGCAGAGAGGUGAAGAGGCAGUGAAGGCACUCAAUGUCUUCUACUACUGCACCUACGAAGGUGCAGUGGAUUUGGAUGCAAUAGCCAACGAGAAUGAGCGAAAGGCCCUGGAAGGCAUCAUCAGCAACUUUGGUCAAACGCCCUGUCAGCUCCUGAAGGAGCCUCAUCCUACUCGUAUGUCGGCUGAGAACGCAGCUAGGCGGCUGGCCCGCCUGGACACCGUGCCCCCGAAUAUCUUUGAGGAGCUCAAGAAACUCAGACCCUUUGUGGAGGUGGUGUGUGACGGGCUUCCUCUGGUGCAGGCAGUGGUGCCAAAGAACCAGAAUCGUUCCUUCAUCAUUCAGGGCUCAGACAUACUGGUGACUGUGAGUUCAAACGGGUUGAUAGGAACACACAGCUGGCUGCCGUACGACAAAAACAUUGUCAACUACUUCACCUUCACUAAGGACCCAACGAUGACUAACCCCAAGACGCAGCGUUUCCUGAGUGGACCUUUCUCUCCCGGGGUGGAGAUCAGUGCUCAGGUGCUGGUGGUGUCCAACGAUGGACGCCUGCUGUUCAGCGGAGGACACUGGGACUGUAGUCUCCGCGUCACCCAACUGGCCAAGGGCAAGCUGGUGGGCAGGAUCUGCCGGCACGUCGACGUAGUGACUUGCUUGGCUCUCGACCUCUGUGGCAUCUACCUCAUCUCAGGUUCAAGAGACACCUCCUGUAUCGUGUGGCAGGUCCUGCAGCAGGGUGGUUUCUCCAGCGGCUUGUCUCCUCGGCCGGUGCAGGUUCUCUGCGGACACGACCAGGAGGUCACCUGUGUGGCCAUCAGCACUGAAGUGGACAUGGCUGUCUCAGGGUCAAAGGACGGGACUGUGAUCGUGCACACUGUCCGACGAGGCCAGUUCCUGCGAACCCUGCGACCCCCCAGCAGCAGCUGUGUGCCCGCCCAGAUCUCUGAGCUCCAGGUCGGCAGUGAAGGUCACAUUGUGGUGCAGACGACGCCAGAGGAAAACUCCCACAAGAAGGGCAAGUACUCCAUUCAUGUUUACUCAGUAAAUGGCUGCCUGCUGGCCUCCCUCAACAUGGAGGAGCAGGUGACUGCUCUGCACCUGGUGUCUGAAUACGUCAUCCUGGGCACCAUGCAGGGCAGCCUCCAUAUACUGGACUUAUACAGUCUGGACGCUCCGGUGACGCCCCUGGCAUUGAAGGUUCCUGUGAGGAGUGUGUCCGUGACAAAGGAGUGCAGCCACAUCCUUGUGGGACUGGAGGAUGGAAAGCUGAUUGUUGUGGGGGCAGGGAAGCCCGAGGAGGUUCGCUCGGGACAAUUCCCCCGUCGCCUGUGGGGCUCCACUCGCCGCAUCUCUCAGGUGUCGUCAGGUGAAACUGAAUACAAUCCCACUGAGAAUGCUGGGAAAUGAGAGGAGCAAUGGUGGAGGACCUCUGUGGACUCAACGAGGCCUUUCUUCCUCUACAAGCUGGGCGACUGUCCUCCUCAGCCACUGAUCUCUCUGAGAGAGCAACUAUACACUGAGCACUUUUUUAAAAUUCUGCAAUGAUUUGAUAUUUUAUUGCGUAUUUCUUAUUGCGUAUUUCUUUUUUCCAGUUGUGUAUCAGCAUCAUUCCAAAGAGUGGCCUUGUUUAAUGGAGAGCUAAGAGCUCGGUGUUUGCGGAUUGUCAGACUAUUUACACUGAGUCGUGUUUCAAGGAAGUGACUCACUGAUGCACACUCGGCCUCAGACACACAGACAGAAAAGUGCUGUGAACUUCAUGUUCUCGGCUCGUUUUUCCUGUCAAGAGGCACAGCCGCCAUCUCCGGGCUGCUGAACGCCUUUGGCCAUGGUGCCUUCGUAAAAAAGACUCCUCGAAAACUUGAAAAUCCACUGCAGACGUUGCUUGAGAUUUCCACAUUGCAAUACCUGUGGGCACCACAAGAGAGAGACACAUGUGGCAGGGUGGGGGGGGGGGGGGGAGGGGAGACAAGCGAUCACAAGUGAGCCUUUGCUGUGUUAUCAUUUUUAGCGGUUGACGUCAAGACUAGCUGAGGCUUUACACCCGAAGUGCGCCACAGCUUCACAGUGUAUAACUCUGCAUUCCUGUGGCUCUGAGCAAUGUACAACUGUUACAAUUAAAGCAAUAACUGCUUUAAUGGUUUAUGUAUGUUGAAUAUAUUCUCUCUUUUUUUUUUUUGGAUCUCGAUUGUUGAGCUUGGCCGACUGUGGCCUCACACACACAACAGCGUGGAAGUCUGGUACACACACACGACUCUGUCCCUGUUUGAUUUGAUCGGAAAAGUGCCUUUCUAAAGCUUGAGCCAUGUGUAAACACUGAAAUCCAAACGCAGAUAUGUCCGAUUUCUUUCCCAAAUCACACCCCAGCACUCGGCCUUGACUCCGACGUGGAUGAGAUGUCCAUGAACUCAGUGAACUAAUGGACAGCUGGUUGUGAACAGUGUCCCUGCGAGCGCCUAAAAACUUCUGAAGACAAGAUGACUGCGAAACACGUGAGCGGAGCGUCUGUGAGCCAGCUUCAGAGGAAUUCACUUCCUGCCAGCGUCUUUUACUGCGGUCGGAACAGAGUGGUUGUUAUGCCGUGUCAUGACAGGAGUGAGACAGAGGAAACUAUUUGGGAGAAUACAACACCCACAACAUGGAGCACACACACAAAUUACCAUGUCUUUGUAACUGAUGCUCAGAAUGACCACAAGCGAGGAGAAAAAAAAAAAAAAGCUCUAUUUGAGAGGUUGUCACAGAAACUGUACAGAAAAUCACAUUUUAAUCAGAUUAUACAACUAUGACUACUGAAUAUAAAGGGUUGUUUGCAUUUGCAGCUGUGGAAUACUCCAGUUUGCUGUUGUGCACACUGAUAACGGUUUAUAAUAACACUGCACUGGUUUUCUCUUAGUGUUAUGAAUGUAAUUGUUUUUUCUCGCGUAACUAUGCAGUAACACUGAAUCAGUUUUGCAGUCGGGUUGGGUCUUUACAGUCAUCAGAUUCACAUCACUUUCAGAAAGGGGUUUUAAAUCGUGCUGUAUAUAAUGUAUUUGAUGACAUUUGUUGUUCAACUGUGCCCAUAAAUAUGUUGAUUGUGUAAAAAGCCUUAAGA